ACGCGUCUUCACAGUGGAACAUUACCAUUUUCUCUAUCGGUAUUCUCUUAUACUCUGGGUCUCGGCCUCCCUUUAUACUCUGGGCUGCUCAGUGCAAAGCCACACACUUUGCCAUGCGACCGCCAGUGCCCCAAACAUAGCCCCAGCUUCCGCAGACAGUCGUCCCGCCCCACCUCGAUCUCAGCUUCGAACGGCUUCGGGACACUCCUUACGAUAUCUCUCCUUCCGUGCUGUCGUUACCGCUUCGCCCUUCCAUUUCUUUUACUCGCGAUUUUUCAUCGUAUUAUAGACAUUAUAUCGUAUAGAAGACAAAUAACAGAGCUCCUCGUCGUGGACUCCACUCGCGUCAACGACAAGUCAUUCAACCAACUAUCUAUUUUGACUUUGCCGUUGUACUUUGCCAUCUCAUCCAUCUACUAGAUUAUUACGACAGGCCCACAUCAUGGACAUCCUCCAUAAAUUCAGCAACAUCCGAGGUCGAUCACAUACUACCUCUGCCGAUGAUGUACCGCCUCGGCCAACGGCCGAUGAGUGGUACAUCCCCUAUACUGGCCGAAUAUCGCCUCCGUCCCAAGUUCAAACCAAUGAAACGGAAGCUAAAAGUCAUCGAGCUCCCCAUAAAUCGGCGUCUCAUGGCAAUCUGUUGAGUGUCAUGUGCGGAGGUGGUCUGGGAGAUGUCGCCACCUUGAAACCCCACGGAAAAGGGAACAGACGAGGCCAGGAAGACUUUGUCAACGCUGCUGCAGGAGGUCGAAAAUACCACUCUCGACAUCAAAGAGGUGCAUCCACUUCGGCGCUCUCCCCGUCAUCACAUUUGAACAAGUCCCACCAUGCAUCACUCUCCCCAUCUUACACCUCGGUACCAACCGGCCUAGCGGAACCCAACAUAUUAUUCUCUCCCCUCAACCGUCAAUUAAGGGAAAGUACCAAAGGCACCAGAGAUGAUACUCCUAGGUACGCACGCGGUUCGUUCCUUGACCAUCAGGAUAUGGACCGUGAGAAACGACAGCGGACGGUAUCUGCUCCUCAUCGGCCAAAACACCAGCAGCAUGAUCUUUAUACUACCAAGGAAGAACCUAGGCAAUGGGAGCCUUCUUCCAGCAGUGAGCUGUUCAUUUUCCCCCGUCCUAAUCUGCUUGCUCAACCGCUGCAAGACCGGCAUGGCAGACGUAGCAGCAUAGGUAGUCUUACGACAAUGACGACGUCCGAUGACACUGAAAAAGUUUUGGAGAAUGGUAAAGCAAGGAUGAGGGAAAGGGAAGAAUGGGCAGGUUAUGUCGAGAGAAGAGGACGAGCUAUCAGUCUAGGUUGCCGUGCAGAACCGCCACCAGAUGCCCUACCUGUUGGUAACACAAAAGCACGAGAAAGAGAACGACGUCGCAGCAGAGAAAGGGGUAAGAGCAACUCAAUGUCCAGUUUGAAUUUGGGAAUCAUACAAGGGAGAAAAAGGUCUACAUCGUUGGGAAACCGGUGGACACGGCACAGUGGAGGCUCGUCCGUAUCAGAGAAGGAUAUUCGUAAAAACGAUCGAAAUCGAGGGCUUCUGGAGCCCGUUGCAAGUGAGAAGCCAAGCGAGAUCCCAGAAAGGUUUACCUUUGCCAAAUCUGCCUCUACUAUCAAGCGCGAUGGAUUCCCGGCCAAAAGGCCUGAUGCCUCCAACUCCGUUUCACGCCAUAGGUCAGAGUCUCCAGUCCCUCAAGGUCUGUAUACUCCUGGCCACACUAGGAGUCAUCCAAACCUCCUCAAUAGCUUUGCCUCUAGUAAGCCAUCAUGCAAUCAACCCCCGGCCCCUCAUUCAGGUCCAUCAUUACACUUUAAACAACCUUCCGUUGCUGAUAGAGGUCUGGUCGUCGUCGUCGGCCGAGGAACGCCUACUCAACGGGCAACAAAGAUGGAAAGGACAAAUAAUAUCCUGCCACCACUCGAUCUGUCAAAGCCUUUGCCUAAUUUGCCGCCCGAGGCAGACUUGCUCGUCAUUCCAAAUGAUCUGCCCGUGUCACCUUGCCCUGAUUCUAUCGGUGUGGCGAUAUCGCCAGAUACGGGAGGUUUUGAGGCCCCACAAGCUCCCGUGGAACGGGUUGAUACUCCAAGUCCUGCAACUGCAAACGCAGAUGAAGGAUUAGCGCUACCCCCCUUGUCACCUGUGGUUGACACUAGCCGGAUUGCCCCUGAAUCCUCAGUCAGAUAUUCUCAAGAUUCUAGACAUUCGAUCGAGGAGAAACGCCUUUCCAAUGGGUCUACAGGAUCAUCAAAAGCACGAGCCUUUUUAGCCAAGCAACAUCAACGGGCACGUCUUAAGCAAGCUUUCCAAUCGCCGCUCCAAAGUCCAUUGGGCUACCGCCGGCAGGAAUAUAAUAUAUCACCUGUUAAACCUCUAGCGGUGUCGACGUCGACAAACAUCAGCAAUGUGAAUACGACAGCGACAUCUGCAGCUUUUGAAGCUGCCAACAAUUCGUCUGCUGUGUUGCCAGUCCCUUCUCUGAGGUCUGUUAAUGGUGGUUAUACGAAUGCGAGAAAGGGAGAAACGGCCGCCAGUGUAGGUGUCAUGGACGAACAAGAAAAGAGCGGGCCCACCGCAUUUGGCGGUGCUAAUGAUGAGAUGGCCUGCACCAAAGCAGAAAUGAAAGGCAGAAAGAAGGAGUUCGAUCCAAAGUUGGGUGAUACUCCAAGUACGGCCGCGGAUGAAGACUUUCAAGGAUUGUUCUUUCGAACCCCUAUUGACUCACAAACUACGUCAAGUCUUCCCUCCCAUGAUACAUCAUCUCUACCCGCCAUUCCCUACACCCGACAGACUAGUAGUCCUGGCGAAGUGAAACAGUCCCAGACGGUUGUAUAUCAGACGGAGCAAGAAUUGUCCGAGGGCAAAUUUCGUCCAGUAUCCGAAGGCAGCGAUGAUGGGACGUAUUUGGAAAUCGGGACGCCCGAAAUGCCGCUGAAUGAUCAAACCUUGGCUGCAGAUGAUGUUAUCUCCUCCGGCCCUAAGAAACUUUUAGCGCCGAUCACGAUAGGUGAACCUCUGGAUAUCCAACCAAGAAAAUUAAAUGCGAAAAAGAAUGGUGGGAGUGAAGAGGCAGCAAAUUCCUUUGAAACCUUUUCUGCUCAAAAUACUCCAUCUACUCCUCCUCGGGUAUCUGUAUCAACCGACUCGAUCUCUGCUCCAGUUUCUCCUUCCCUUCCCGAAUCAGGCACUAUCCCUGCCCAGAACCCUUCCAUCUUGCCGUCGCCUGUGACAUUUUCCGUAUCUCAUCAACGGUAUCUUGUCAAUCCCGCAUAUCCUUCUUACUCUCUCAAUUUUCCUAGUCCUCAACAAAAAGGAAGAUCGCCGUCUUGGACUCGUAGGAGAGAUUCAAGAGGCGAUAUACCAUUGUCGCCUACGAUCAAUGGUUAUAGAGACUCAAUGGCUAUCAGUUUUGUGGAUAAGUUUCCAAGUCCACCUCAGAGGUAUCAGCAGGAAGGUGAGGCAGAGGAGAAGAUUUAUAGCCCCGUACGGGCUACACAUGAGAUUGAUCCCUGACAGUGUAGGACGGGAGUUUCGACAACACCAUGAUUGACGUUGAUUUGUAUGAUCACAUAUUAGGUUUGUAGCCAUAAUUAGCGCCUUGAUUUGUAAUGGGUAUGUGGGAUAUAAUGAGAAUCGAAUUUUGAUGGUUAUCAAUUUCACGGUAUUCUUGUUUCUCA
This is a messenger RNA of Cryptococcus deneoformans JEC21, 3678 nucleotides long. RefSeq lists its product as hypothetical. The record is from RefSeq and is a predicted model, not a curated record. Bases 443 to 3514 code for a protein of 1023 amino acids. The transcript has 4 exons. NCBI's taxonomy places the organism in Eukaryota, Fungi, Basidiomycota, Tremellomycetes, Tremellales, Cryptococcaceae.